Molecule: messenger RNA, 5376 nt
Organism: Neomonachus schauinslandi (Hawaiian monk seal)
Lineage: Eukaryota; Metazoa; Chordata; Mammalia; Carnivora; Phocidae
Gene: PKD1L3
Product: polycystin 1 like 3, transient receptor potential channel interacting
Biological process (GO): detection of mechanical stimulus
Cellular component (GO): membrane
Molecular function (GO): calcium ion binding; calcium channel activity; protein binding
Source: RefSeq, a predicted model, not a curated record
AUGUUCUUCAGGGGAAUAAUCUGGCUUUGGUUACCCAUCAGAACAGGUAUCAUUCUAGGAAGUGAGCUAAAUAUCCCAGAGCGACAUGGUAAAAAUAACUGUUAUCAGCUUAACAGGUUUCACUGCAGCUACGAGGAGGCAGAAAAUUACUGUCGUGUCCAGGGAGGACACCUUGCUUAUACUUGGAACCUGAGGGUCCGGGAUCUUCUCUGGGACUCUCUGGAAGAAGGGAGUAAGUGGUGGAUUGGGCAAAAUCUAAAGCAGCUGGGAAAACGUCAAGAAAAAAACAACCCAGGUGUCAUGCCCCCCUGGCCCCCAGAGCCCCCCAACUGCACUUACAUGUCCUGAAACUCCAACUGGAUCUCAUCAAAAGUGGACUUGUGCUCCCUGGGGCAUUCUUUCAUUUGCCAGGCUGCUACUCAUCCUGCAACCUCCUGUCACCACCCUGCUCACGCUGAUCUUUCCAAGACCCUUUGUCUUCCCAUCAGCCCAUUUCCUUCAACACUACCCAAAGCCACACGGCAGGUCCUGGCAGUGACCUUGGCGCCUACCAGCCAGCAUCUUCCUGGCACCCCAGCGCUCACCAGGCCUGCGCCUGAAACACAGUCUGGGCAAGCUCUGGUAGUGGUGACCUCAAGCCCCAAAGAGGAUUCCCAGGUGGAGGUCUUCACCACUCACCUACAAACAUCACUUCAGGAUGCAUCCGAUCAGGUCAUAGACGAGAUAGCAGGGAACUUGAGCAAACCGAUUCAUGGUUUGCAAACUCACAGCAAACUACAGACAGCUUGUGAGAUGCUCCAGAAAUGGACAGCCUUUAUUCCAGGAUUUUCUGAGUCAGCUCAGGUCAGUGUCCUCAGUCCCCUUGUUGACCUGAAUGAGCAGUUACCUGAGAGGGCACUUGAGAUCAACAGCAGUCUGAGCUUCAAACCUGUGACCGUCUGCUUCGUUCACUCCCUCGUCAAUGUCAUGGAAGCUGGUGAAGCCAGUCUACAAAGAUCCAAGCAUGACAUUGAGCAGGUAGAAAAUAUGCUGGAAAUGGCCUUGCUGGCCCUUGGGAAGAUCCAGGAAGUGUUUCUAUAGCAGAACCAGUUUUCUGAGUCUUUAGUGACUUUGACCUCUUCUGUUGCUACUCUGAUGCUGAACAGCCAAAACAUGUCAACCUGGCCUCUGAGCUCCUACACUCUCUGGUCCCCAGCACCUGUGAGGUUAGGCUUUCCAUCAGCCUCAGCUUUGCAAGAGCUCUUGAACAGACACCCUGGAGUUAAUGUCCAAGUAACAGGACUAUCUUUCAAUCCCUUCAGGGAUUUUGAUGACAAGAACAUUGUUGGAAGCAUCAGAAGUGUGUUGCUAAGCUCUAAUCAUAAAUUGUUCCAAGUUGAUGAUUUAAUGGAAGAUAUUGAGAUCAUACUGUGGAGAAAUGUUAGCAUGGAAAUCCAUCCUACCAGCCUCAACGUGAGCUCAGAUCAUUUUAUUAUCAUAGUGGACAUCACUUCCCUAGAGAAAUCCCUGAUCCUGUGCAUACAACCUGAAAGCGCCCGUCCCCUUUUAAUGACACUCUAUCUGGGGUUCCAGUAUCAGCCUAACCAUACCCCCUUCGACUUGAACAUCACCCUUCCAAAGAAUCAGGUGUGGCAAAAAGAUGAGGAAUAUACAGGGGUGCUGACGCCAGAGAGUCUGCAGUAUGGGACCGGCACCUACCACCUAACAUCUGCCUUGGACAAGAGCCAGGAGAGUGCCCAGCAGACGCCCACCCUGUUCUCGGUGGUGACGGCCGUCACGCAGUGUUAUUUCUGGGACAGCCACAACAGCACGUGGAAGAGCGGUGGAUGCCACGUUGGGCCACAGAGCACAGUUUUGAGGACACAGGGUCUCUGUAACCGCCUGGCCUACUUUGGCAGCAACUUCUUCAUUGUGCCCCGGAUGGUGAACAUUAAAGACACGAUCAAGCCGUUCCUUCGCGUGACCAACAACCCUGUUGGGGUGUCUUUGCUGGUCAGUCUUUUAGGAUCCUAUAUACUCACAUGUGUGUGGGCUUGGAGAAAGGAUCAAGCAGACAUGCAGAAGGUGAAGGUCACUGUCCUGGCCGAUAAUGACCCCAGCUGUCAGUUUCACUACCUUAUUCAGGUCUCCACUGGCUAUGGGAGAAAGGCUGCCACAACAGCUAAGAUGGUUAUCACCCUUUAUGGAUCAGAGGGAUGGAGUGAGCCCCAUCACCUUUGUGACCCUCAAAAGACAGUCUUUGAGCAAGGGGGACUGGACGUCUUCCUCCUCACACAGUCUUCCCUGGGGGAGCUGCAUGGCCUGCGGCUCUGGCAUGACAACUCGGGGGCCAGCCCUUCUUGGUAUGUAAACCAGGUCAUUGUCAGUGACAUGGCAGGUAAAAGGAAAUGGUACUUCAUAUGCAAUUGUUGGCUGGCCGUGGACCUCGGAGAGCACAAGCAUGACCGGGUCUUCAUGCCAGUCUCAAAGAAAGAACUCUUUUCCUUUAGACACCUGUUCUCCUCCAUCGUUGUAGAAAAGCUCACCCAGGAUUAUCUGUGGCUCUCAGUGCUAACUCGGCAUCCCUGGAACCGGUUUACAAGAGUCCAGAGGCUUACUUGCUGCAUGACAUUGUUUCUGUACAUGGUCAUCAACCUUAUGUUCUGGAGAAGCAGCACCAGAGCCGAGAGAGAUGAGCAAGUGGGUCCGUUUCCUGUGACCUGGACCCAGCUGAUCAUCAGCGUCCAAACUGCUGUCCUCCUCUUCCCUGUCAAUCUUGUAAUUGGGCGCCUCUUCCUGCUGAUCCAGCCACAGGAGCCCCUGCCUCUCUUUCCUCCCAGCCAAGCCUCCUGCCCCUCAGAUGCUACUUCUGAGCCUCUGUCUCUCACAAAGGUGGCUGAGGAAUUAAAGGAAACUGUGGGAUUUCUGCUCAGGAGAAACACAUACCUACUCUCAGAGCGGGAACAAUCUUUAUGGAUGUCUCACAGCAUUGACAAGAUGGCACCGCUUUUAGCCAGCCUCAUCUGUUCUCACUUGGAGGGUCCCGGCUCUCAUCAGCAGGCAGGAUCCCAUCAGGCAAACGGUAAAGCUCCGCAGCCACAUCAUCUCUGCUGUUACCUGCUCAGAGUUCUGCAGCAGCUGCAAUCGCACUUACGCGCCCUGGGUCCCGCCCAGGCCGACCAGCCUCGUGACGUCCUCGAUGCCACCAACCAACUGCAAAAACUCCAGGAGCUCUUGGAAACACAUAUUCUUCCCACAGAGCAGGGGCUCUCCAGGGAGGCAACCAGUUUCCCCAUCCAGCCCAUCACUCAUGGCCUGCCCGGAGAGUUGACUUACAUCUGCUGGCUCUUUCUGGGUGUCACUAGCCUGGCUGCAGCCUUUUUUUAAUGCACUUGAUAUCCUGGAGCUGACCAAAGAGCAAAAGCCACCAGCUGGGUUACAUGGGUGCUGUUAUCAGUGCUUCACAACCUCUUCAUCAGGCAGCCAGUCAAGGCGAUCUUCCUCACGCUGUUCGGCUCCCUGAUGCUGAACCGGAUGCCGUGGCUUACCAAAGAGAAGGAACAACAGACAAGGAGGAUCUUGGCACUCUUGGCAAAAUGUCCACCAGUACCUGGUUCAAGAGAUAAGAACAACCCCAUGUAUCUAGCUCCAACUAUCAACAGUCCAAUUAAGAGCCCAGAAAGAACCUUGAAAGAGAAGAAGCUUUUCAAGCUGACAGGAGAUAUUUUGGUACAAAUCCUCUUCCUUAUCUUGUUGAUGACUACAGUCUACUCAGCACAGAACUCGAAUAGGUUUUACCUCCAUCAGGCUAUCCAGAAGAGUUUCUCCCACUGUUUCUCAGAGAUCAGACUUCUGAAGCAUUUCUACCCGUGGGCCAAUCGCACCUUCCUAACCUUUAUGGGGUUACAGAGUGUUAAUGUCUACCCUUUAAUUAGGUUUAUUACUGAUGGGAACUCCUUUCUUUUGGGCAAUGUUCUGCUUCGUCAGAUUCGCAUUCCCAGUGCCCUAUUCCUUCCAACUGGAGUGUCUCCCCAAGAACAAGCAAAGCCAUCUCCCCAAGAUCAGGAGGAUACAGAGAACUAUGGAGUAAACUGGGGCCCCCCUGAUACAAACAUCACAAAAUCAGACAGCAUUUGGCAUUAUCAGAAUCAAGAGAUGCUUGGUGGCUAUCCUAUCCAAGGGGAAUUUGCCACUUACUCAGGAGGAGGAGUUCUGCAGCAUCUUGAACAGAGCCACUGGCUUGACCAUUGUACCAAAAGCCUCUUUGUGGAAUUUGUGGUGUUCAAUGCUAAUGUGAACCUGUUCUGUGUAGUGACCCUGAUUUUGGAGUCCAACAAUGUGAGUGCGUUCUUCCCCUCGCUGGGACUGGAAACUUUAACUUCCCUUCAGGCAUCAAAGAAGGACUUGACUUGUGAGAUGAGAGACCAAGCAAUCUAUUACCUACUAGUCUGUUACUGUGCCUUUGUACAGGGUCAUUGGCGGAAACAGCAGAGGUGGAGGUUCUUCACUAGGAAAAGAAACAUUCUGGACACGAGCGUAAUCCUCAUUAGCUUUGUCCUCCUGGGUCCUGACAUGAAGCUUACUUCUCUGCAUAAAAAAAACAUGGCACAAUACCACUAUGACCGGGACAGGUUCAUCAGCUCCUAUGAGGCAAUAAAAGUAAACUCAGCAGUCGUUCACCUCAUCGGCUUCCUGGUUCUGUUGGCAAUUGUUCAGCUGUGGAACCUGCUGCACCAUCACCCCAGGCUGCAGGUCAUCGGUAGAACACUCAGCAAAGCCUGGGACGAGGUGGUGGGCUUCUUGCUGGCCAUCCUGAUCCUGCUCACAGGCUACGCCAUUGCUUUUAACCUGCUGUUCGGCUGGAGCGUCUCUGACUACCGGACUUUCUUCAGCUCAACCGUGACUGUUGUUGGUUUCCUAAUGGGAAUCUCUCAUCACGAGGAGGUUAUUGAUUUAGACCCAAUCCUGGGAUCCUUUCUGAUUCUCACCAGUGUCUUCUUGAUGGUACUUGUGAUCAUUAACCUUUUUGUUUCUGUCAUUCUCAUGGCCUUUGGUAAAGAACGAACGUCCCUUAAGGUAGAAGAUGCACUGACAGAUGUGGUGCCACAGAAGCUCUCCAGUUUGCUAGGAAUCCAGUGGCACCGGAACACUGAGCAAACAGCCAUGACAGCAGUGGGCAGUAACACUAAGGCUUUAAAAGAUGAGCUAUUUGGGGGCACCUGGGUAGAACAGUGCCUGCAGCGAGUAGUGUAUAAGCCAAUGAGAGCACCCAGCUUCGAAGAACUGUUAAAGGGACUUCCAGAGUCCGUCUCUCCCAUUCAUGGCACACCUUUGCUCACUACAAACCCCUCUCGACAGGGGUUUGUUUCUAAGUCUAGAACUUCAGCACAGGGCUGA